Messenger RNA from Harmonia axyridis, 2032 nucleotides. Its product is annotated as vesicle-associated membrane protein 2. The coding region runs from base 145 to 615 and encodes 156 amino acids. NCBI's taxonomy places the organism in Eukaryota, Metazoa, Arthropoda, Insecta, Coleoptera, Coccinellidae. Gene Ontology annotation, molecular function: SNAP receptor activity; syntaxin binding. Gene Ontology annotation, biological process: vesicle fusion; vesicle-mediated transport. The record is from RefSeq and is a predicted model, not a curated record. Gene Ontology annotation, cellular component: SNARE complex; plasma membrane. The transcript has 5 exons.
CCACUGACCUACGUCAAAAUCAUAUCCUUCUCUAUGUCCUGCGCCUGCCUUAUACAGCAUUGUGACGUCACACACAUCAAUACGGGAGAAUCAGCCAUCGUUCGUUUGUGGACGGAGAUUUUAGUUAAAAACAUAUUUUAGAAGAUGUCGGCGGGGGACUCGUUAGGAGCGCCAGCUGCAGGUGGGGGUGAAGAUGGAAUUGUUGGGGGCCCUAGAACACCUCAACAAGUGGCGGCCCAAAGAAGACUUCAACAGACCCAGGCCCAAGUUGAUGAAGUUGUCGAUAUAAUGAAAACCAACGUUGAGAAAGUUCUAGAACGAGAUCAGAAGCUAUCAGAACUCGACGAUAGAGCAGAUGCUCUGCAGCAAGGAGCAUCGCAAUUUGAACAACAAGCAGGCAGACUAAAAAGAAAAUUCUGGUUGCAAAAUUUGAAGAUGAUGAUUAUUAUGGGGCUUAUCGGUUUGGUGAUCUUAGCUAUUAUUGUCAUGAAAUUUAUGCCAGAGGAAAAGCCCCCAAAUCCAUACGGGCAGUACUACCCUCCAAUACCUCCACAGCCGCCAAUGCCACCACAGACUUCGCAAGGGUCAGGCACACCUGCUCCACAAACCGGUUAAAUCUAGUCAUUUUCAUAUCACAGACACCUAAAAGAAAUUUCUUUUUCUUCUCGAUCAUAGUUUUAUUAGAUAUUUUGGAGAGAAUGUUGAGCGAAAUUAAAUUAAUCGAAAAAUAAACAAGGUUUUUGAAAAUAUGAUGAAAACCCGACGAAACUAUAAAACCAAAUUGACCCGACUACUACAACUGAUAACUGUAGUAGGAAGAAGUUUUUGAUUUUGAAUAGUAACUCAAUAUUUUCUCCUGGAUUCAACGACUAAGUUUUUUUGUUGGAAACAGAGACCUAUAACGAGAUAAAAAAUGCUAGGACUUCAAAGUCCAAAUGAACCUAACCUAUAUAUUUCGAGAGAAAUAUAUUGAAACAGAUAUCUGUUCUCUGGUAUCCACUCGAUAUUUAGUCGAUUAAAAAAAUACACGUAAUUCGAUCUAGUCAAAAUUUCCAUUUUCAACAAUACAAUAAAAAGAAAACCCCAUAAUAAUAUCGAUUAUUGAGUAUUUUCAUUUGAUAAUGAUAAACGAAACUUUUGAUGUUAGAAAUAAAUCUAAAAAAUAGUUAUCCUAGAUAACAAACUUUUCACUAGAUACUGUUAUAUGCAAAUCUAAAUUGAAACUUUCUAAAUUCUACCGUAAAACGAGAACUUGUUACUCCUCAAAAAACUACAUCAACUUGUAAAAAUGAGAUUUGUGUGAAUACAUUUGUGUAAAAUAAUUCAAUAUGUAAAUACAAUUGACAGAUCUUCAAGCAUAUAAUGAAAUUGUGAAGAUAUUAUAUAGAUUAGGAAAUAUUUGGAUGAAAAUUCACAUGUGUUAUAGCAUCAUAUACAAGGCAAGAAAAAACAAGUGUUGGUAGUUAAAAAUAACAGAAACACCAAAAUUUACGAUGUAGUAACUGAAGCGAAUUAUUCAACUUGCUUUGUAUAUGUAGCAAGAAUAUUCGAUGUCUUAUUGCGUUUAAAGUAUAUAAAUAUAUUAUAUUUAUUGAAAGACAAUGAAAAAGGUAGACAUCCAUACCGCCUACCCUCUAAAUUCAACAAGCUUUAUGGUAGAAAUUCUUCUAUGAAGCACUUUCAUCUGUCUAUAAAGCUUGAUUUAAAUGAAUAGGUACUGUAAAAGAUGGAAAUAGAAAAGGUAAAUAGUGGUUAGAACUAGAAAUUGAUGGAAUGAAAAUCUAGAAUAUAAGAGGAAUGGAGAAAAGUUCUUCAAGAUGACUAUAGCAAAAAAAAAAUCUAAAUAUUUGAUUCUAUUGGAAAAUUUAUUGUCGUUGCUCUAUUUUAUCAGUUGCAAUCUAGUAACCGGAGUUUUUACCGUAGAUUUCGCAUACUAUAUUGAAUGUAAAAGAUACUCAAUUUAUUAUUUCUAUUGCAUAUUUGUUUAUUACAAGGAGUAUAUCGAAAUUGAAUAAAAAUAUCAAAAAUCUAA